Molecule: messenger RNA, 3809 nt
Organism: Brassica rapa (field mustard)
Lineage: Eukaryota; Viridiplantae; Streptophyta; Magnoliopsida; Brassicales; Brassicaceae
Molecular function (GO): zinc ion binding; nucleic acid binding
Source: RefSeq, a predicted model, not a curated record
AUAAUCACGGAGAAAGAAGUUAUGAAUUUUACAAUUCAGAGGUUUCUCAACCCGUCCAUCUGCGAGUACCCUAAUUUAGAAGAAGAUUCAAGCUCACUGAAGGAGCGGCCUGAAGCAAAACCCAUCACAGAAGUCAAGAGGAGUUUAUCAUCUUUCCAUAAAGCCCAAGAUCAGGAGAAAUGGCCACGGAAAUUAGGAGUUAUGAUCAAUUCCCCAGAACCGGCCAAACCGACGUCAUCUAUGGAAAGUCUUCAACCAAUUCAACUUGGUUCGACCCAGAGCUAUUUAUGGGAACCAGGAGAUCAUCUUAACCAAUCAGGAGGUAUUCCAGAAGUCCUUAGCUGCACCAGAACCCAGGAGAUCAGUUGGUUCAAUGGAGAAUCACUUAAACCCAACCGGAGCUAUUUAUGGAAAGAUUGGACAAUCUUUCGGUUUGAUUCAUUCCAAGCAAUUCCAAUCCAACCAGGAGAACCAGACGACGUCCAGACAAAACAAAGACAUCCAGGAGACAUUAUACAUGAGCCAGAAGAGUUCUACAACUUCAUCCCAUGCACCAGCCCACAUAGGAAUAAGAAGAUCCCCAUUAUCACCAAACUGCCUUAUUUGGAGUCUUUUGCAUUCAAACUCCAACAGCUCUUUUUCUACCAAGGCAAGGACGAGAUCAGCAUCUACCAAGCAUUCAAGAAGGUCCCAAGAAAGCUCUCUUAUCCCCUUAAACCGUCCAGAUUCAAGCAAAUCAAGUUUCUUCACUUGGAGCCAAAAUCCCACAAAAGGCUCCAACGGCUAGUUUUCGAUUUCUUGCUUAGUUUAGACUUGUUUCCUUUCUUUUCUUUUGUGAACGUUUAGAGUCUUGUAUCUGAGCAUUAUAUAAGCUCAUUGUCGUCCAUUGUAGAGAGGACCCUCAAUCACCAAGUUAAUAAAAAGUUUAUUCAGUUUUUAUCAAAGAUUGUUCUUUGUAUAAAAUAUCGGUCUUUAGGAUUCAAAGAGAGAUUCUUUGUUGUUCUAUUGAUUUCGUGAGUCUAGUUUGUUUGUGCAAAUCAAACAAGCUCAGUACACAGAUUGAGAGAGUCAAUCAAUUCGUUCCAUCCUUCAUCAGAUUGAGAGAUUCAAUCGAAACCUCAUCCGCAAAUCCACUUCAAUCCAUCAUCUGAUCCAGCUUGAGAGAGACAUCAGUCCAGCAAGCAAGAUCCCACCUUCACGCCAUCUCCAUCCCCUGUUCUUGUUGAGAGAGACAUCAGUCCAGCAACUUGAAUCCAUCAGCCAUCUCUAUCCUUCUCUUAUUUUGUUUCAUUUUGCAUCAUAUAGUUCUAGAUUUUCCAUUCAAUAUAAAAACCCAUAAAAAGUCACAUUUGCUUCUGUUCUUCAUUUAUCAUUUAGUUUUCUUUCUGUUCAUCAUUUUGAUUCAUAAAAACUCAUAAAAAUAACUCUCUUUUGUUUCAGGAACCAGAUCGGCCAUCUCCCUCUCCAUCGCGUCCGUCUAGCCACUCCAUAGCCGUCCGUCCGUCCUGUCCAGUCCGAGUUCUUGAACCUCAGUCCGUCCAAUUGAGUAGCCUGAAUCCCAGCCUGCAACAUUUGGUAUCAGAGCUUAAGCUCCUGACUCAGGUGAUAUCUAUCCUUGCAUCUCAUACUUGCUUGCAUUUGUUUUUCCAUUCAUAAACCGAAAAUCCAUAAAAAACUGUUUCUUUUUGUAUCAAUUUUUGUUUCUGCAUAUUUUUGUUCUUGCUGUUCAUCAUACUUUAAAGCCACGAAAAAGAAAAGAAAAAGUUUUGUUUGAUUCAUUUAAAAAUCGAAAAUCCCAAAAGAAAGUGUUUGCAUUCAUUAGUUUCCAUAAAAGAAAAUUCCAUAAAAAUUUCUGUUUUGAAUUUGAUUCCUUUUCAUUUGCAUUCAUAAAUUCAAAAGCCAAAAGAAAUCAUCCUAGUUAUUGUUUCAUACCAUUUCUACUUGUCCAUUUCGUGAUUGCAUCAGAAAAGAAAAAGAAAAUAUUUUUAAGCUUUAGUUUAUAUCAUUUGCAUAUUUAAUUGUUGCAUUUCAUCCAAAGAAAAUUCAAAAAAAAAUUCAGCAUUAGUUUGCUUUCCAUAUUUUCUUUUCAUUUGUGUUAAUUGUCAUUUAUUACUGUUUCAUUUCGAGAUUUGCAUUAAGAAAACCAAAAGAAAAAUCAUUUUUUUCAUAAUUUAUUUCAUUUCGGUUCAACAUUGCAUAUUUUCUCGGUUUAGUUUUAAUUAGCUUGCAUUUUGGUUCUUAUUCUGAUCCGACCAUAAAUUCUGUAUUCUUCACUUGAUCUUUGUGAUUGCUUGCAGGAAGAAAUGGAAGAAUUAGCACAAAGCCAAGCCUUAUUGGCCUCUCAAAAACAGCUAUUGGCUGCUAUGAAGGGUGUACAAGAUCAGAUUUCUCAGCUGGAGAAAAGAAACAAGGCACAAGGCCAACGACCACAGCAAGGAAAAAGAAGAUUUGGAGAUGCACCAGAGGAUGGCUAUGUUGAGCCUAAGCCACCAGAUCCUUCAUGGAUCACCCCACACCAUACUUCUUCAACUCAUAAACACUUAACUCAUUCUUAUCUUUAUUUUAAACCUGUUAAUGAAGUUAAGAUUUAUUCUUUUUCAGGAAGCAGUUGGCCAGAUGACUAUCUCUCAUGGGAAAGAACCAUGGAUGAUUGGUUUUCAUGCCAUGGCGUGCCAAAGAAAGAAAAGCUGAGCCAUGCCAUCAAACAACUCAACGGAAAUGCAUACAAAUGGUGGAAAGGUGUAGAUGGUGCAAGAUGGAAGAGUCAAAGAGAGGCUAUCAAAACGUGGGAAGAUCUUAAAGAGGCCAUGAUCAGGAAGUAUGUAUCCUCACUUCCAACACCAGAGAUUAGAGAAAGGUACCCAAGGAGGUUUCCAAGCCAUGGGUCCAAAGAGGCAAAGAGAGUGGUGCCACAACAAGGCCAUAGAAGCUUGAUCCAUCAAGAACAGAUUCGGCCAAACCAGGGGCACACAGUUCUCUAUGAUCAGUCCCAACCUUAUGAGGUCCAGAAAGACACGAACUCCACAUCCUUGUUGAGAUCCAAAGUUGUCCAUGAUUUAAGUCCAAGAGACAAGGAGAUUUUAAACCCAAAGGAAGAAGCGCCAUCAAGCCAAGGUAAAUCUUCUAAAUCUGAGGAUUUAAAAUAUCAGACAUGUUAUAGAUGUCAUAAGAAAGGACACUAUGCUGUAGUUUGUCCUACUAAGCAAGUAUUGAUAGAAACAUCACUUGAAAAGAAAACAGAUUUAUCUAUGAAGAGUGAUAGUUUUAUUCAAUCUGAUUUGUUGGUUCCAAAUUCUUGUGUAAUGCACUUGUCUUUGUCAAAAGGUGUUUUAACAGGAAUUAAAGAGCAUGAAUUCAAAGGAGAGGAGCCACCAGGCGCCACACCAGUGAUGAACCAGGAGAAGGUUCAAGACACAAUGCAGUCCAUGUUGCUUAAAGAAGCAAAACCAGUAAAUAAAGUAUCAAACCAAGGUAAGUGUCAAACACCACCUAGAGAAACUGGUAUUGACGUGUGUGUUCUUGAUGUAGAGAGUAAAAAUGAAAGCUAUUUGCUUCUGAAGUUCUAAAGAAAGAACCAGACCAUAAGCCCAGCCAUGAACCACCUCACAAGUGGAAGUCUAGUGUUGAACAAUGUGUUCAAAUGCCAAGGCUUAAGGUAAUCUUCUCUGAUCUUAAAACGUCCAAGACACUUGAUUAUCCAGAUAUAAUGCACUUGUCUUUGCCAAAAAGUUUUGAUCCAGGAAUAAAAGAAGUUGAAGUUCAUAACCACCAAGGUCAAAAGAUGCAAAGAAGGCAGCAAACAAAAACAA